Molecule: messenger RNA, 1146 nt
Organism: Cygnus atratus (black swan)
Lineage: Eukaryota; Metazoa; Chordata; Aves; Anseriformes; Anatidae
Gene: TMED6
Product: transmembrane p24 trafficking protein 6
Exons: 4
Coding region: 356-1060 (234 amino acids)
Biological process (GO): Golgi organization; endoplasmic reticulum to Golgi vesicle-mediated transport; intracellular protein transport
Cellular component (GO): endoplasmic reticulum-Golgi intermediate compartment; COPII-coated ER to Golgi transport vesicle; endoplasmic reticulum
Source: RefSeq, a predicted model, not a curated record
UUUGUGCUGAAGCAUCUCGCUCGCGAGCGCUGCGGUUCCUCUGCAAGAGGGGCGAGGCCGGCUGGGAACAGGAGGACCAGCGCUGUGCACCGGGAGCUGCUGCUGGUGACCGUGGCGCUUCCUCGCAGCACCCUCAGCAGAAGGGUUCGGCUGGGUGAGCUCCGGCGUGGAAACACCAGCCCGACCCCGCCGUGCACGGAGAGCACCUCGAGGAGCGGAGCCUGCUCCGCGCUCCUGCUGCUGCCAGCCCCAGCGCUGCCAGGUGACAGCGGGGAGCGAGCGGCGGCGCAGGCGCCGUUAAUGAUUACCCCCCCCAGGCUCCCUGCUCCUGCCCCGGCUGCAGGCUGGAAGCAGCAUGCUGCUGCUGGCUCUCCUGCUCCUGGUGCUGCCGGGCCCCGCCGGGUGCCCCAGGACCGAGCCCCUGAGCGGGUCCAGCGACGAGCCCCUCUUCCGCGGCGCGGAUCGCUACGACUUCGCCGUCAUCGUCCCCGCCGGCGCCACCGAGUGCUUCUGGCAGUUUGCACACCAGAGCGGCAACUUCUUCUUCAGCUACGAGGUCCAGCGGGCGACGGGCUUCGCCAACAGCAGGAUCAUCCUGGCCACAGCGAGCGACCCCAACGGCUUCCAGAUCGGCGCUUCCCAGGACGUGCGAGGACAGAUCAACUUCCCCACCAGGGAGACAGGUUUCUACCAGCUGUGCCUGGACAACCAGCAUAACCACUUCGGCUUCAUGCAGGUGUACCUCAACUUUGGUGUCUACUACGAUGGCUUCAACGUGGAGAGGGAGCAGCCAGCAGAGAGGAGGCAGCUGAAUGACACCUUGGAGGCCAUCGGGGUCAGCAUUCACAAGCUGCAGCUCCACAUCUUCCACAUGUGGCGGUUCUACAACUUUGCCCGGAUGAGGAAAGGGGCCGACUCCUUCCUGCUCGAGUCCAACUACCACUACGUCAACUGCUGGUCGAUGGCGCAGAGCUGUGUCAUUGUCCUCUCGGGGGUCCUGCAGCUUUACUUCUUGAAGCGUCUCUUCAACGUGCAGGGCUCCAGCAAGCCGAGGUGCUGACAGCGCCCCGACGGGAGCGGCGCUCAGCCUGCCUCUGCCCGCAGCACUGGGACCGAGCUGCAUCAGCCCCUCCUGCUGCGUGCUGA